Mollisia scopiformis is the source of this 1110-nucleotide messenger RNA. RefSeq lists its product as uncharacterized. The record is from RefSeq and is a predicted model, not a curated record. The transcript has a single exon. Lineage: Eukaryota; Fungi; Ascomycota; Leotiomycetes; Helotiales; Mollisiaceae. Bases 205 to 744 code for a protein of 179 amino acids.
AAGACGGAGGAAAGAUUCCGCACAGAACCCUUGAGGCCUCUACUUGUAAUUCCUCCGAGUAAACCAGCUCAGCCUAUCCUCAAAUUUUCAAUCUCAAACGGCUCGUCUACCACAGCAUCCGGUGGCCCCGUUGCGAAGCCCCCUACACCAUCACCAAGCCCCAAGCCACCACCAAAGAUCACUCUUGGUCUUCCAAAUGGUACUAUGAAGCCGCCGAAACGACCUGCACCCGACCGAACCCCAAGCUUUGAGGAACGUCCUCGGAAGAUCGUCAGACUAAGAGUCAAUAGCGCCAGCUUGCAAGAUAUCCAGAGCAAGCCGCAAAACCCAACCCUGUAUCAUCGUGCCAAAUCAUCCUCCACCAAAAGCGCUUCUCCUUCUUCCCGACAAUCCCCUGGAGCAAGAUCCUCCAUCACGCCUAGUCCUUCUUCCACCCUCUCUAAUGGUACCAUUACUGCUGUUCCGGCGUCGGCACCCGCAGUGUCUGCGACCUCAACACCUAUGAAGGUUCGCAAGCCUUUGCCAGAUGGCUCGGCACGUACACCUCUCCCAGAGAAAGUCGAGAAGCCUGCACGCAAGCCUCUACCUGACAGCACAUCUUCAGGGCGUAAGCCCCUACCCAGUGCCCCACCAACCCCCUCAGCUGAACCUGUUGCUGCUGCGCCUCCAAGACAGAAGCUGUUGAUCAAGUUCAAUUUGAAGAAGGCGGCUGCUGGUAUCCCUCCCCAAGACCCAUCUCUCUAAUAGAUCCAUAUUUGAAACUUCGACACAUAUUCAUUGCAAUGCAUUUAGCGAAAAGGCGUAUAAAGGAAUGAUAUCGUUCGUCACAGGGACGAUUGGGUUCAUUCGGUGGUUUCUCUUCCUGCGAAUUGUAGAUAGCAUCAGGGGGACUUUAGCUUUGAUUUCGAGCUGGUAAAUCCGGUGGUUGUAGUUGGCAAGUAGUCUGACAGUCUACUUCGCCGGAGCGCGUAGUAUUUGCGACUUGAACCUUUUGAGGCAUCGAGGAAUGAAAGCCGUCAAAUACAUCUUGAGAUCUUUCGUGAUGUUGUAAUUGAUGAAUGUCCGAUUGGUGAUCCACAUCCUAGCUCUUGUGACUGCUCAUCCCUUCUC